AUGGCAGGAAAGAUCAAGAAAACUAUCUCCAAGACAGCGCAGGCUCCUCUAAGUCCAACUGACCGCGUUGAAGACACCUAUUCGCCGUACACUGACCAGUUCUUUGCCGACAUGGCCACCAAGAUUGCAGUUACAUUUCCUUACGAGGAAUUCGCAGCUUGUCAUGGUUGCAGCCUGAGCCAUCUCGCGGGGGCGAUGAGUGCCCUAGUCCUCGCGCCUCUCUCGGAUUCCACCUUCACACAGCAUAGAGAUCGCAAUAUGAGCAUUGCACAAUACGGGCAGCACAUGAUAGCUAUCACUGUCCCCUCUCCGCCUGGUUCCCCGCCCUUGUCAUCCGAUGUACCUUUGCAAUCUGCCAAGGAUGUCGCGGAGGGAAAGCCUACGAGCAUCAGCGAAGACUCUGAAAGCCUACCUCAUGACACGUCUGCUAUCAAGUCGAGCUCGCCAGCAGGCCAGAAGGCUACCACCACAGGCGUGGGGCGUCAAUACGAUAAGUCAAGCGACAUGAGCGAAGACACUCAUGCAACCGUCCCAACCAUGCCAACCUCAUCCAAAGAUGAUGGCAUACGUAGCUCGAAGCGUCGAAAGAUCGACCCUUCCUCUGAGAAGUACCCGUCUCAGCAGGGGCCGGAGGACUUCAUGAGCGCUGUUGCUGUUGAGGCUGGCAGCACAUCAACGACAUCGCUUCCAGGUCCCGUCGUUCGUCCAUACGGAGAUAGGGACGGGAACAGCAGUACAUUGCCUGUGGCCGUUGAGGAGGGACAGAAAAAUCGCUCACCUGGGACUAAGCGUACACCCAGUGAGCAACGACGCGAGACAACCAGCAAAAAGCAUGCCACACGCAAUGCUCGCAGAAGACUUUCACCAUUUGCAGAAGAUGCAAUAGACACGGCUGUCUUCAGCGAGCAGGGUCUGCAAGAGCGAAUGAAUGGUUCAAAAGUUGGUCCAGCAAAUACGUCGUGA
Messenger RNA from Aspergillus aculeatinus CBS 121060, 963 nucleotides. RefSeq lists its product as uncharacterized. The record is from RefSeq and is a predicted model, not a curated record. The coding region runs from base 1 to 963 and encodes 320 amino acids. Lineage: Eukaryota; Fungi; Ascomycota; Eurotiomycetes; Eurotiales; Aspergillaceae. The transcript is spliced from 2 exons.